GUUCUCUCUCGUUUGCCCCGCCAUCUUCCUGAUAAACAGUCCGCUUUCCCUGCUCUGUGUUCCUAGUUUCGAUCCCUCUUGACUUGAUUCGCUUGAAUACGGUAUGUCUCAGCGAAGACUUUCCAUAUCGUCCGAUUCUGAAUCUACUAUCACCAGGGUCGAAUAUAGCCCGAAGCCCACAUCGAGCAAGAUUCUGAGCCAGUCCAUUCCAUUGCAAUAUCAUCCCGUCUUUUAUAUCGACGAUGGGAAUGUCAUUCUCCGGGCAGACUCGGACGAGACACUUUAUAAGGUCCACCGGUAUUUCUUGACAAGGGAGUCAAGCUUUUUCGAGCAACUAUUGGCGAAUCCGUAUGGGCAGUUGGAGGAGGGCGAAGGUGAAUCAGACGACCGACCUAUCGUUCUUCCAGAGACUACUGUAGUGGAGCUCGACAACCUUCUCCGACUGAUAUACUUCGGCAUGCACGACGACUACCGAGCCUCCCUCCAGGUUUGGAGUGCCGUCCUCUCCAUCUCCGCACGUUUCUCAUUUGAUCGCAUCCGCCAACGAGCCAUCAAAGAACUCUCUGCCCGCCAGUCAACAAUGGACCCCAUCGACCAAAUCGUCCUCUCCUUCAAACAUAACAUCCCCUCUUGGCUCGUACCAGCCUAUAUCGCUGCUGUCCGACGUACACGUCCUCUCACACUCGCUGAAGCGUCGCGUGUUCCGCUUCAUACGGUCAUGCUUCUGACGCGAUCGAGAGAGAUGUAUUGGAACAGGGACAACAUGCCGUGCACGAAUUGCAGUUAUGUGCAUUCCGGGAGGGGAACAAAUGGGGUGGGAGGUUUUGCAAGUCAUGCGGGACCGGGUUCGGCGAGCGGGAAGAGAGUAGAGAGGGCCUGGUGGGGUGGCGAUGAGGGUGUUACGCCACAUAGGUCGGCAGAGGAGAUUGUGGCGGAGCAAAUCAGGAUUAUGGGGAGUGUGAUGAGCUGAGGUGACUAUGAUGGCUGGGACUCGAGGACUAUCCUUCCCGUCCGUUGGUUGGUUGUGGGCCGUCCGGUUGUACGAUAACGUCGCUUUCUUUGCUUUCUUCAUAUCUUCGUCGAGGUUUGCACUCAACGGCGCGCGCUUGAUUCGGCACUGCGUACCGAAGUUGAAGUUGUUCAUAUCGUACUUCGGCUUACGCGUUUUGAUGGUUCCAUCGCAUGACACGACCUUCGCCAAGGAGCGCGAGGGGUUCCUUGACGAUCUCCUCUGCGGAUCGCCUAUGUGCAGACACCCACUUUACAUUCGUCGUCGCUGUCAUCCCAGAGCUCCAACUAUGCCGAUGGUGAACGCGUCGACCUCCAAUGUAGUUACUAACCCAAGUCCAAUUAU
This is a messenger RNA of Stereum hirsutum FP-91666 SS1, 1354 nucleotides long. RefSeq lists its product as uncharacterized. The record is from RefSeq and is a predicted model, not a curated record. Gene Ontology annotation, molecular function: protein binding. Lineage: Eukaryota; Fungi; Basidiomycota; Agaricomycetes; Russulales; Stereaceae. Bases 104 to 970 code for a protein of 288 amino acids. The transcript is spliced from 6 exons.